Messenger RNA from Kuraishia capsulata CBS 1993, 1086 nucleotides. RefSeq lists its product as uncharacterized. The record is from RefSeq and is a predicted model, not a curated record. The transcript has a single exon. Lineage: Eukaryota; Fungi; Ascomycota; Pichiomycetes; Pichiales; Pichiaceae. Bases 1 to 1086 code for a protein of 361 amino acids.
AUGAGUUUGGUCUCCCCGCAAAGCAACACAGAACUGGGUACGCCCGCUGAGAUAACAGAAUCCGCUAAUCUGUUAAACACGGAAGUAUCCUUAGAAGACGCUUUGGUUGUCGAUAUUGAAUUUCUGCACGACUCUGAUACUGAGUCCUCUCAGGAAGAGAAGGAAGGAGAGAAACAGGAAGUCGAGGAUGGCGAUGAUAUUGAGGACGUCAGUGGACAGGAUGCCAAUGAUCAGUUUCUCCACGAGUCUGACCAGGACUCUUCGGAGCCAGAAGAGAUCAUUCAAGUCGUUUCUGACGAUGCAGAAUCGGAUGUGCGGAGUGCUUCUCUCAACAGUGAUGAUUUCGAAGAGCCGGAGCUGGAGUACGAUUCUUCAGAAAACGAGGCCGAGCUGGAUAAAGUACCGCAAGAAGAGAUUCAAAGUGUUAAUGUGACCACUGUGUCGGAUAUUACAGAUGAAUCCAAAAACGACGCGGAUCCUAAGAAUACAACGGCUGAGUUCUCCGAAGAAUUGCACGAAGUGGACGAGGAGUAUGCGUUUUACGAGGAGCUUCUGAGCCGCGGCAUCUAUGUGGACUUGUUCUCGCAAGUCUAUGAACUGUUUCCUGUGAACUCCGGAACAGAUCCGAACAGUUGUAUGUUCGACGAUCGAGAAGUGUGUGAAUCUUCUCUCAAGGAGCUGUUUCGGUUAUUUAGGCAGUAUUUGGAGGAUAACGAAAUACCCUUCCCGAAAGAGGAAGAAUUGACAGUGAGUUUCUCAAAACUGGGAUUGUCUCUUUCUGAGGAGAGCAUAUAUGCCGACAGGGUGUCUCUGUACGAUAUGGUUGUUCUGUUUGAGGGUCUGCGGAAGAACUCUGCCGAUGACUCGGACUCUCUCACGAUAACCAUCAGGUCCGAGCCCAGGUUUAUCAGUAAAUACAGUCAUUUACUGGACCUGAUGAAUGAGGGAAAGGGGUUUGAUAUUAUAAGCGACAGAAAGCGGUUUUUCGAGGGCGGCGAUGAGAGCUCGAGAAAGAGGGUCGCUGUGAGGGAGUUGAGUUCUUCUUCAAGUCCCUCAAGUUCGAGGUCUCCAAGUCCAACACGAUAA